AUGGAAGCUGGCUCCAAAGAGAUCGAGCCCAUCUGCACACUCAAUUCAACAGUUUCGUUUACGAAGACCCUCUACUACCAGCUGAAAAAAAUAGAAAUACUACAGGGAUCGGUGUUCUUGACGGAAACCGGAGAGACGAUAGACAUACUCAUUCGACGAGGGGCAAAAAUUCGCUGCUUAACAGGCGACCGCAAGUCCAAAAUGAGCAAAGAAAUGCGGAGAAGAAGGAAAUCUGACGGGUGGACGACAAUCUACGAUUUCCCUAUCUUUACCGUGUAGAUUUGAUACGAAAUGAUCCCGCAGCACUGAGCAUGCGGAACAGCACGGUAAAAGCAGUUUCACUGGUCCGUCAGUGGUCACCUGCUCCUACACGAAGGACUCAGACUCUGGUUAGUAGCGCGGCAAAGAUGAAGAAGGACGGUUUGAUAG
Amoebophrya sp. A25 is the source of this 429-nucleotide messenger RNA. The record is from the annotation of a GenBank genome assembly. NCBI's taxonomy places the organism in Eukaryota, Dinophyceae, Syndiniales, Amoebophryaceae.